CUCCGUCUUGCUUUGCUAUCUACAUUUGAUUCGAUCAAGAAGUGCACACGGUGACGGUUUUUCUGCUUGUUCUGUUUUCAUUUCUUCAUGAUUCUGUGAUUAAUUUUAUUGUACUUAAUGUAGAAAGCGCCACUCAAAAUGUCGCUUGAAAUUCCGUUGAUGAGCACGGAUGAGGUGAUCGAGUUAGAUCCUGAACAAUUGCCAUCCGGAGAUGAAGUCUUGGGAAUAUUACAGCAGGAAAGAUCCCAACUUAAUGUUUGGAUCAAUGUCGCCCUUGCAUAUUAUAAACAAAAGAAGAUCGAUGACUUCCUCAAGAUAUUGGAAGCAUCCCGAGUGGAUGCCAAUAUUGACUACAGAGAUUUUGAGAGAGACCAAAUGCGAGCACUCGACAUGCUGGCUGCAUAUUAUGUACAGGAAGCAAACAAGGAGAAGUCUAAAGACAAAAAGAAAGAAUUGUUUACCAAAGCGACACUAUUGUACACAAUGGCAGAUAAAAUCAUUAUGUAUGAUCAGAACCACCUACUUGGCCGAGCCUACUUCUGUCUUCUUGAAGGUGACAAAAUGGAACAAGCCGAUGCUCAGUUUAACUUCGUACUAAACCAAUCACCGAACAAUGUUCCCUCUUUACUGGGCAAAGCGUGCAUAGCCUUCAACCGUAAGGAUUAUAGAGGAGCUCUAGCAUUUUAUAAGAAGGCGCUGAGAACAAACCCCGACAGCCCAGCCGCAUUGCGUUUAGGCAUGGGACAUUGUUUUAUGAAGUUAAAUAAUCAAGAAAAGGCGAGGAUGGCCUUUGAACGGGCCCUUCAAUUAGACCCGCAAUGUGUUGGCGCCCUGGUCGGUCUCUCCAUUCUCAAACUCAACUUACAAGAGAAUGAGUCAAACAAGAUGGCUGUCAUAAUGCUGUCAAAAGCAUAUGCCAUUGAUCCGAAGAACCCAAUGGUGUUGAAUCAUUUGGCAAACCAUUUCUUUUUUAAGAAGGACUACAGCAAAGUUCAGCACUUAGCGCUCCACGCGUUCCACAACACAGAAAAUGAAGCUAUGAGAGCGGAGAGUUGCCACCAUUUGGCACGGGCGUUCCAUGCUCAGGGCGACUGCGACCAGGCGUUCCAGUAUUACUACCAAGCCACGCAGUUCGCGCCGCCGAACUUCGUUCUGCCACAUUACGGGUUGGGACAGAUGUAUAUUUACAGAGGCGACACGGAAAAUGCUGCCCAAUGCUUCGAGAAAGUCUUAAAGGCUCAACCGGGUAAUUACGAGACGAUGAAGAUAUUGGGAUCACUAUACGCCAACUCGGCAUCCCAGUCCAAACGGGACAUAGCCAGGCAGCAUCUCAAGAAGGUCACGGAGCAGUUCCCGGACGAUGUCGAAGCGUGGAUUGAGUUGGCACAGAUUUUGGAACAGAAUGAUUUACAGGGCUCCCUAAACGCGUACAGCACAGCUAUGAAGAUACUGAAGGAGAAAGUGAACGCGGACAUACCUGCCGAGAUUCUGAACAACGUGGCAGCCCUACAUUAUCGACUGGGCAACCUCCAUGAGGCCAUGAAAUACCUUGAGGAGGCUUUGGAGAGGGAAAAAGCUGAUGCGGAAACACUAGAUGCCCAAUAUUACAAUUCAAUUGCAGUCACUACAAUGUACAACUUGGCUCGUCUCAACGAGGCUUUGUGUAUUUACAAUAAAGCCGAGAAACUCUACAAAGACAUCUUGAAGGAACAUCCCAAUUAUAUUGACUGCUAUCUAAGGUUAGGUUGUAUGGCCCGCGACAAGGGUCAAAUCUACGAAGCUUCCGAUUGGUUCAAGGAGGCCCUGAAAGUCAACACUGAACAUCCUGACACGUGGUCAUUGUUGGGCAACCUCCACCUUGCCCAACAGGAGUGGGGACCAGGGCAGAAGAAAUUCGAAAGGAUCAUACAGAAUUCUUCAACCAUUGAUGACGCAUACUCUUUGAUUGCACUAGGUAACGUUUGGCUACAGACGCUCCACCAGCCGUGUAGGGACAAGGAAAGGGAGAAACGACACCAGGAGAGGGCUUUGACGAUGUACAAACAGGUGUUGAGAACGGACCCCAAGAACAUAUGGGCCGCCAAUGGGAUAGGCUGCGUUUUGGCUCAUAAGGGCUGCGUGAACGAAGCUCGCGAUAUAUUCGCUCAGGUGCGCGAGGCGACCGCAGAUUUCCCGGACGUGUGGAUGAAUAUAGCUCACAUUUACGUAGAACAGAAGCAGUACAUCAAUGCUAUACAAAUGUACGAGAACUGCAUCCGCAAGUUCCGCAUGCACCACGACGUGGAGUGGCUGACGUGGGCGGCGCGCGCGCACGCGCUGGCGGGGCGCGCGGGCGCGGCGCGGGCGGCGCUGCUGCGCGCGCGCCGCGUGGCGCCGCACGACGCCGCGCUGCUGUACAACGCCGCGCUGGCGCUGCGCCGCCGCGCCGCCGCCGUGCUGCGCGCCGAGCGCGAGCACCUCGACGUGGUGCUGCGCGCCGUGCACGAGCUGCAGGUCUCGCACAGGUACUUCCUACGUCUAUCCUCAACGGAAGGCGCCGGCGAAAUGGCGGAAAGGGCACGAUACGAGCCCGCGGCCGCGGCGGCGGAGGCGAGGACGUGCGCCGACCUGCUCUCACAGGCGCAGUGGCACGUCGCGAGAGCGAGACGGCUGCACGAUGAGGAGGUCACCCUCAGGGACAGGCAGCGGGAGCAGAGGGAGGCCUUCCGAAAGCAACAGGAAGAGGAACGCCGCCGUCGCGAGGAACAACAACAGAAGAGUACCGUGGAGAUGUUGCAGAAACGUCAGGAAUACAUUGAGAAGACUAAGAACGCGUUGCUGUUCGCCGAUAUGCCGCCGGAGAACAAGCCCAAGGGCGGCCGCGGACGGAGACGGGACGAGUAUGUUAGUGACAGCAGCAGUGAGGGGGGCCAAGGGGGGGAAGAAGGGCGGGAGAAACCAAAAGGGGAGAAGAAGAAGCGCAAGCGGGAGAAGCAGAGCGGCCGCGGACGCCGCCCGCGCUCCGGGGACGACAGCGACCCGCCGCGCAAGCGGGGCCGGAAGAAAGAGAAAGGCAUCGGUCGUCGCGAAAAGGCCAAAGCGGCUGAAGAGAAGCUCAGUGCGAAACAACGCGCCAAAAUCGUCUCCAAAGAGACUAUUUCCACUUCAGAAUCUGAUUCGGACCAUUCGCGGAAAUCCCGUAGCCGAAGUCGUAGCGGGAGUAAUAGCGAUCGUAGCAGGAGUCGUAGCGGCAGCCGUAGCGGUCGUAGCAGAAGUCGUAGCGGCAGUGGUAGCCGUGAACGCCCGGCCAAAAAGGGAAGGAAAAGGAUUAUGUCUGCCUCGGAUAGCGACAACCCCGGUAAAAGCAAGUCUCGGUCAAGAUCGCGUUCAAAGAGCCGAUCGCGGUCGAAGAGCCGAUCACGUUCGAAGAGCCGUUCACGUUCGAAGAGCCGAUCACGUUCGAAGAGCCGUUCACGUUCGAAGAGCCGGUCGCGUUCAAAGAGCCGUUCACGUUCAAAGAGCCGUUCACGUUCAAAGAGCCAAUCGCGUUCUAAGAGCCGAUCACGUUCGAAGAGCCGAUCCCGCUCAAAGAGCCGAUCGCGUUCGAAGAGCCGGUCCCGCUCAAAGAGCGCGUCCAGAAGCCGCUCUCGGUCAAAGAGCCCGUCUAACAGCCGAUCUCGCUCAAACAGCCCAGCUAAAAGCAAGUCCCGGUCAAGAUCGCGGUCGAAGAGCGGAUCGCGUUCCCGUUCCCGAUCGGCAUCCUAAUCCGGAUGAACAUUCCGAACCAGAAAACCCGUUGUCAAGCUUGAAAAUUCCUUAUCGCGAGCGAAACCUAAGCUUGAAAAUCCGUUAUUGCGAGCGAAAACUAAGCUUGAAAAUCCGUUAUUGCGAGCGAAAAGUAAGC
Molecule: messenger RNA, 3883 nt
Organism: Amyelois transitella
Lineage: Eukaryota; Metazoa; Arthropoda; Insecta; Lepidoptera; Pyralidae
Gene: Ctr9
Product: RNA polymerase-associated protein CTR9 homolog
Exons: 19
Coding region: 139-3744 (1201 amino acids)
Biological process (GO): regulation of DNA-templated transcription
Cellular component (GO): Cdc73/Paf1 complex
Molecular function (GO): RNA polymerase II complex binding
Source: RefSeq, a predicted model, not a curated record